UUGGCGCCGGUGAAAAUCAGUCCUACACAUUUUCAACAUGUCAGGCUGUAAGAAGCCGCGGGCUGUAGCAAAUCCUCUGGAAUCGACUAUUACAACACCGAGUGAAAGAAUACUGAAAGAAUGUCACGAUUUAUAUAUCGACAACGACAACGGAUUGGUGAAAAUUGCAGAGAGUUUGGGAGUGAGGCUCUUACCGCCGCGGAAAAAGAUCAUAGUUAUGAUUAUGGGAAACCAUUCGGCCGGAAAAAGCUCCUUUAUUAACUGGUAUGUAGAAGAGCACAUACAGAAGACAGGUGUUGCCAUUGAGACACAAGGCUUCACGUUUAUAACUAGUGGAAGAAAACGAGAGUCACUAACUGGAAAUGCAACAUUACACCUCUACCCGCAUUUCAGACCUCUGCUGGAGUUCAAAGGUGUCACGGAUUACCUGAGCGCUGAGAUUUCCACCUCCAAACAGAAGAAAUUCAGCCUGGUGACGUUUGUGGACACUCCAGGGUUGGUGGAUGGAGAUAUGGUGUACCCUUUUGAUGUCAACUGUGCCAUUACUUCUUUUGGUGAACAGGCGGACCUCAUCUUUGUGUUUUUUGACCCGAUGGGACAAGCGUUGUGCAAGCGUACGUUGAACAUCGUUGAGAAGCUGAGUGAGAAAUGUGGAGACAAACUGCGAUUUUACCUGAGCAAAGCUGAUGAGGCUGGACGAGAAACAGACAGACAGCGAGUGAUGAUGCAGAUCGUCCAAGAGCUGUGCAGGAGACCUGGACUCAAUAAAUGUGGCUUCGAAAUGCCCACAAUAUACAUCCCCAACCCUCAAAAACCCAGCAGAUGCGUCAACCAGAUUGAUGAGGUUUGUGAAACCAUAGAGAAGAGCAUAAACCAGGCAGUGCAGAAAACACUUGACCAGUUGGAGAAAGACUGUAAUCUGAUCCUCUCUACCAUCAACCGUACACUGGAACAGGACCGGAUGAAUGUGAGCAGUAAUAAAAGCAAUCGUUUUAAUUCUUUCCUGUGUGGAGUUCUGGGAAUCUUCCUUCCAUCGAUCUUCAUCCUCAGCUUCAUCAUCAGCACUUUCGCUCCAGAGGAAUUGGACUCUCUUGUCGGAGAGGGUUUGACUAAAACACUCUAUAUUUCAACAGGAGUAGUCGUGUAUCUGUGGGACUGGAUACCUGAAGACUGGCAGAUAAUGUUUGUGAUCAUCUUCAGUACUGCGUGCUACUUUAUGUUCUUUCUAGCCAAGUAUUUUGCACGCCAGGGCAGUAAGACGCUGACUAAGAGAGAGAAGAAGAAACUGGCUGAGUACAGUGAUUACAUCCAAGAUGUUGUCAAAUCCAAGAAGCGCAAACUGUAUGAGGAGUAUCUUCGCCAGUGUGCUGCAGAAUAUGAUUUCUGAAGGAAGCCAGCAUGACAGAGUCAUCAGAGUCAUCUGGAUAAUUUAUACAAAGCACAUCCAUGCGUGAAAUACUGAUGUAGUUUCAUAUUUACACAAGUGAGAAUAACAAAUCAGUGCCUUUUUGUUAAAUGUGAAUAGUGUUGAACAAAAUGUGAUAUACAAACAUGACCUCAAUGUUAUCUUACACCAGCUAGUUUUUCUACAUGAAUCAUUUUUAAUAAUCAGAUCCAGAACUGUUUAUAGCCAAUAAGCUGCAUUAUAUGAUAUACUGAGACAUUAGCCUGGUUUCUGUGGCCUUCUUUUGAUCUCCAGGUGCACUGUGGGAGAAACCAAAGGUACCAAAUUCAACCUCACAUACUCAGUGUUUAUUUUAUAAAUCACAUUUGUAUUUUUUUAUAAUGUAACAGAAGAAUUUCUCCCAGCAGCCACAGAAAAAACUUUAAUUCACUUUAGGUCUUCCUGUCAUUCAUAUGUAUUUGAAUGUACGGUUGCAUGUUUGUCUAUGUACAUUGUUUAUAUAUGAUUGUUUGGUGUUUUAAAGUGAUGCUACCUAAAAAUUGUAACGUUUUAAAUUUUUCUUAGGGCAUUGUUUUAUGAAUACUAAGGACUUGCAUCAUUUUCCCCCCUUUGAAAUAGCUGGUUUUGGAGAUGCAUACUAAGGGAGAUUCAGUUUUUUACCCGUCCAUGUAUACAGGGUGCAGGGUGGAAUCAUGCACUGAUCAAUUUUUUAGUUUUAUUUAAUUUAGUUAUAUUUCAUUAGCUUAUUUUAUUUAAUUUUUGUAACUUUUAAGAAACUGUAGCACUUCCAUGAUUUUGAGGAGAAAAUGCAUUUACCUCAGUGUUGCAAAAACAACUUUUUUAGGACUGCAAUAAUUCAGAUUUCAUAGUGUAAAAAAGGCUUUAAAAGGUUUUUUUUUCAGCUAUGCCAACUUUUAUCUGUCUUACAGAAAAAAUGCCAUCUUUGAUAAACUCAAAACUUUGUAUUCCACUGUCUAAGUAUAUGUGAAAGAACAAGCAGCAGAAUAAAAUGUUAUA
Molecule: messenger RNA, 2422 nt
Organism: Labeo rohita (rohu)
Lineage: Eukaryota; Metazoa; Chordata; Actinopteri; Cypriniformes; Cyprinidae
Exons: 12
Coding region: 38-1387 (449 amino acids)
Molecular function (GO): GTPase activity
Source: RefSeq, a predicted model, not a curated record